Messenger RNA from Fonsecaea multimorphosa CBS 102226, 1011 nucleotides. RefSeq lists its product as uncharacterized. The record is from RefSeq and is a predicted model, not a curated record. The transcript has a single exon. Lineage: Eukaryota; Fungi; Ascomycota; Eurotiomycetes; Chaetothyriales; Herpotrichiellaceae. Bases 1 to 1011 code for a protein of 336 amino acids.
AUGGACACAGUCGAAAAGAAGACAGCAUUGCCAGCACAUAAGCCACCGUUCCCACGCACCUCUUCCUUGGUUGCUCGUAAGGACCUAGUCCUCCCUGCAGCCUUCAACGAUCUAUCUCCCCUGUCGAGGGAACUGCAGCCACUGAGAAUCGAGGAUAGAGAUGAGGUGCACAGAUAUCUCUGUGUUUUCCUUGAUCUUUCCCGAUUCAAUAGCAUACGCAAGAUGCUGUGGCUGAUCGCCGUCCCUGGAGCUCCACGCUCCUUAUACUACCAGAAGCUCCUACGGCGUGAAAUUGUAAUCGCAGAAGAAUUGGAUCUUCAUCUGGUUUGGGCCAAGUCCAGAAUUUUCAUUAAACCGCUCCCAGAUUAUCUGCUGAAUUACGAUUUCUGGGAGAGCUAUAUAUCCUGCGAGCCUCAGCUACACCGAGCCGCAUGUGGGCUUCUGUAUUCUUAUUGUGGCCUUAUACGCUUUGGUCAUGAUUUACAGGUGGCACAAGAAAAUCGCCUGAUUAAUACGAAUUUCGAUUAUCGAGCCUGGACGGAAUUUAGUCGUACGAUAGUAUCGACUCUCGACCCUCAUGACUCUGACACCAUGGAGAAACGAUUCCGGUACGGCGAAUUACGUUUAAAUCGACUCGACACUAUCUACCGAUAUUCGCCUCAAGCCUUUUCCGUAUCCAGUAUGCUUCAAGGCUUUCCCCAUGCUCUGGCCGAAAGCUAUGUGCCCUACAUGGACCAGUACAAUAACGCGGUGUCGGCGUUUGGUGUCAUCGUUAUCAUUCUCUCAGCUUUCAAUCUAUCACUGUCGGCACACUCCAAGAACCCAGCUCCUGACCUUCAACAAGCGGCAUACGGAUUCGCGAUAUUCGCCAUGACUUUAUGCGCCUUGCUGACUGGGCUGUUUAUUGUGUUACCCUCGAUCACCUUCCUUAUGACAGUCUAUGGCUCUAUUCUCACACGAAAACGACUUUCGAAAAUACGGGAGAUCGAGGAACAACCACGCUCCGCUUAG